CAACACUUCCAUCUUAGAACGUGCUCAAUUUGAAAUUUAUCUUUGGAAAGAUGGCUUCCAAAAACUCAGCCUCCCUUAUCAUUUUCCUCACAUUCAACAUCCUCUUUUUCACGCUAACUACUGCUUGUGGCGGUGGCUGCGGUUCCAUUCCCAAACCUAAACCUAAGCCCACCCCAACUCCAUCCUCCUCAGGAAGCUGCCCUAGAAAAACUCUCAAACUUGGCGUUUGUGCCAAUGUCCUAAAGGAUCUUCUCAAAAUUGAACUGGGCUCGCCACCGGUCAAGCCUUGUUGUUCACUCCUUAAGGGUUUGGUUGAUCUUGAGGCUGCUGCUUGUCUCUGUACCGCCUUAAAGGCAAAUGUUCUAGGAAUUAAGCUUAAUGUUCCCGUCUCUCUCAGUCUUCUUCUUAAUGCUUGUGGCAGGAAGACCCCUCGUGGAUUCAUAUGCGCUUGAUCUACUAUCAAUGCUUCGAUUGGAGAA
This is a messenger RNA of Brassica oleracea var. oleracea, 479 nucleotides long. Its product is annotated as lipid transfer protein EARLI 1-like. The record is from RefSeq and is a predicted model, not a curated record. Bases 51 to 452 code for a protein of 133 amino acids. Lineage: Eukaryota; Viridiplantae; Streptophyta; Magnoliopsida; Brassicales; Brassicaceae. The transcript has a single exon.